CGUCGUGAAAUUGACGAUCACAUCCCCUUGGAUACCGUGUUUGUUGAAAUCAAUAAAAAUUUCACGUGUCGAAUUAAAAUAUCCAGUUUAAAAAAUGCGGGGAAUUUAAAAUAAUUUUGACUCGUUAAAUACACAUUUUAUCGUUUAUAUCUGAUGGAUUGCAUUACGUAUCCUCAGAAAGGAAGUAUAAUUAAAUACAUUCCUGCCACAUUCUACGCAACGCAUAGUAGACAUGCCCGCUAGGCGGACUCCAAAGGUCGAGGCCCUGGUUGUAAAUGCUAUACGUAGGCUCCAAGAUGUGCAAGGUUCGACAUCGCGGGAAAUUAGUAACUAUAUUUCCCAGGAGUACAAUGUGCCUAGCGAGGAGACCAGACGGCAGGUGCAGUUCACUUUACGACGCGGAUUAUCCUAUGGGAUUCUUAAACGUUCAAAGGGAGGAUACUAUUCGUACGAUCACGACUAUCUCAGACAGCUCUCGUUGGGGAAUGGCACGGGUGACGAGGUAACGGAGCCUUGUCCAGCGCAACCGUGGCGAUUCGGCGUAAGAAAAAGGAAAAGGGAGAAGGCGAGGCGAAGGAGAUAUGCGAGGGAGAGGAGAGAGCGAUUGCGGAGAGAGGGGGGUAGGAAGAGGAGGACGAGGAGGAGAGGAAGCAGAACCAGGCGAAGACGUAGAGGAAGACGUCGCAGAUCACGCACCAGGGUGAGGAGGGGCAGACGACGUCCCUCUCGCAGUCGAAGGAGGACGAGACGGGGCAGGAGAAGAAGUAGAAGAAGAGGCAAAAGAAGCGGAGCAAGAGCUAGAACACGCGCUAAUCCCGGCGAGAUGGAAAUGGAGGCGACAUCUCCGGUUCUGCCCAAGAGGGACGACACUGACAGAAAAGACGAGGAGCCGCGCAACAGCGAAACUUCUGUGUCCGAGCAUUCGGAACGGCACUCACAAAACUCCUCUCAAAAUUCUCAGUCGUUAAAUCAAGCGUCUGAUGACAUUUAGAAAGUUGAAAAAUAUGAAAAAUAAUGAUUUUUUUUUCAGGAAAAGAAAUGCAAAUGAUGCGUGCGUAGAUCAUACAAUGAGACACUCGUUUACUCGAUACGAAAUAUCUCUAAACGUCAAAAGUGAAUUUUACAGAUACAUAGAUUUAUAUUACGAUUGCCUAUAUAUGUCCACGAUAGCGUUCUGUGCUGUUACACAUCUCUAUACACAUAUUUCGAGAUCACGUGUAUUUAUAUGUACUAUUUUUACUCUGGCCUUUUGUACGUGCUGUAUUAAUUAUUACAAUUGUUUUUCCAUA
Messenger RNA from Wasmannia auropunctata (little fire ant), 1289 nucleotides. Its product is annotated as arginine/serine-rich coiled-coil protein 2-like. Bases 233 to 991 code for a protein of 252 amino acids. Gene Ontology annotation, biological process: nucleosome assembly. The transcript has 3 exons. Gene Ontology annotation, molecular function: DNA binding. Lineage: Eukaryota; Metazoa; Arthropoda; Insecta; Hymenoptera; Formicidae. The record is from RefSeq and is a predicted model, not a curated record. Gene Ontology annotation, cellular component: nucleosome.